UGUUCCAUCAUAUAUAGUAUGGUUGGUGAAGCAAUCACUUCAUUAAUUUUUCCUCGAAUCUUAUCUUCUCUGUCUCUUCACAUAUCUGCAAUUUUUUAUAGCAAUCUCAUAAGUCACAGAACAAUUCUCUCUCUCUCUCUCUCAACCAAUAAGCAUAUAAGGAAUGGCUGGUGUUAUUGGAAAGCUUGAGGCAGAAAUUGAGGUGAAGUCAAAUGCAGACAAGUUCUGGAAUGCUAUCAGGGAUUUUGCAACCAUAUUUCCUAAGGCCUCACCAUCUGUUUACAAAAGCAUUCAGAUUAUUCAGGGUGAUGGCAAGGCUCCUGGCUCUGUCUUCAAAACAACUUUAGGUGAAGGCUAUGAACUUGUGAAGACAGUCACAGAAAGGAUUGAAGAUGUUGAUGAUGCAAAGAGGAUAAUAAUUUAUAGUGUGGUUGAUGGUGAACUCCUUAAGUAUUUGAAGAGUUACAAGGGAUAUAUUAGUGUAACUCCAAAGGGGAAUGAUAAUGGAAGCAUUGUGAAAUGGUCGUGUGAGUAUGAAAAGGCUAGUCAAGAGGCUCCUGAACCUACUUUUAUCAAAGAAUUUGCAACCAACGUCUUCCCAAAGGUUGAUGACUAUCUUCUAAGUGCAUAAAUUUAUAAUGGGUUAUAAUAUAUAUGCAACAAUAAUGUGAUGUGUUCGUGUAAGAAUAAUGUUGCAUUGACGUAUAUGCGUGUAAAUUACUGUGUUGAUUAAC
This is a messenger RNA of Arachis duranensis, 734 nucleotides long. Its product is annotated as MLP-like protein 423. Gene Ontology annotation, molecular function: signaling receptor activity; abscisic acid binding; protein phosphatase inhibitor activity. The transcript has 2 exons. Lineage: Eukaryota; Viridiplantae; Streptophyta; Magnoliopsida; Fabales; Fabaceae. The coding region runs from base 164 to 631 and encodes 155 amino acids. The record is from RefSeq and is a predicted model, not a curated record. Gene Ontology annotation, biological process: defense response; abscisic acid-activated signaling pathway.